Anopheles bellator is the source of this 624-nucleotide messenger RNA. It is a transcript of the gene l(3)87Df, whose product is annotated as cytochrome c oxidase assembly protein COX20, mitochondrial. Lineage: Eukaryota; Metazoa; Arthropoda; Insecta; Diptera; Culicidae. The transcript is spliced from 2 exons. The record is from RefSeq and is a predicted model, not a curated record. Gene Ontology annotation, biological process: mitochondrial respiratory chain complex IV assembly. Bases 176 to 556 code for a protein of 126 amino acids. Gene Ontology annotation, cellular component: mitochondrion; mitochondrial inner membrane.
UUUCAUAACACAUGGUGUUUACUUAUUGAGAACUCUGCGGGAAGGUUACUGUUCGGCGAGGAUGUAACAAUAGUUUAAAUGGAUUGAUGAAAUGUCUACAAUCUUCAUUCUGAGCAAAACAGUCUACAUUUAGCCGCUGCGCAGUUAUAGUAGUUCCGUUCGAAGCAGAUAGACAAUGGCUGAAAGCCAGCUUCCGCCGGCGGAAGUGGACCCUGAAUUGGACCCACCGAAGAGAGUAAGCCAGAGAACUUCUACAAUUUUCGGCCGCGAUAUCAGCAUGAUACCGUGCUUUCGUAGUAGUUUCCUGUAUGGCAUCAGCUUCGGCAUCGGUGUCGGAUUCUUGGCCUUCCUGAAAACGUCUCGGCCACAGCUCUCCACGCAUAUUGGAUUCGGUACGUUCAUGGCAACGACGCUCGGUUACUGGUUCCCCUGUCGCUACGCUUGGUCUAAGCAAAAGUUUGACAUGGCGCAGCUCCAGCAGGCGCUUCAGAAACAAGCGCUCUACGAGGGCACAGAAAAGGAGCGGGAAUUAGAAGUCAAACUAGAGCACGCUUAACAGCUGAGACACUAGAACGAUACCUUUUUUGAAUAAUUGUAUUAUCGUUAGUAAAAAGCAGCUUUAAU